This is a messenger RNA of Microplitis demolitor, 2888 nucleotides long. RefSeq lists its product as uncharacterized. NCBI's taxonomy places the organism in Eukaryota, Metazoa, Arthropoda, Insecta, Hymenoptera, Braconidae. The record is from RefSeq and is a predicted model, not a curated record. The coding region runs from base 942 to 1943 and encodes 333 amino acids. Gene Ontology annotation, molecular function: dioxygenase activity. The transcript is spliced from 6 exons.
UGUUACCCCGUAAAAACGCUCACAGACGCUGAGUUCCACUCAGUUCUUGUUUGUUCGCCACCGAGACGAGAAGCAUAGCAUGUGUCCAUCAGUUCACAGCCACGUACACGCAUAUUUGUUGCAUUUUCACUCUUACCAUAAACAAUAUUCAUACGGUUACCGUUAGAAAUCACGAAGCUAUCAUAGCACCUAUUGAAUCUCAUAUAACUAUUUGAAAUCAAUAUAAAUAAAUAAAAUAAAUCAGUUCGGUUGGUGGUAUAAUAAUUUAAAAGUUAACAGUUGUGAAUUUAAGCGUUAUGAUAUUUUCAUGGAUAUUUAAGUGGUUGAUGCUUGGCUGGUGAAGUGAUUGACGGAUUGAUUGAUUGAUUUGGUAAUUUUUCACAGUUCCAAAGGGUUCUUGUACUUCGAGAUCCUCUUUACUCUGGAGUAGAAUAACUGAGUUCUGCAAUUUUGAAUAAAACUAAUAGUUUCAGCAAACUGAAAGGUAUUUAAAGUUACUUGGUUAGUUUUAUAAUAACAGUAAGCGAGAGUAAGACAAAGUUGUAGACAAGCGAAAGGAAUAAAACGAAGAGAGAAAAAGUCCAUUAGGUAAAGAAAAAUAGAAGGACUGUGGCAAGCGACCAACCAGAGCGAGGUAGCACCAAGAAGCAGGGCGGUGGAAAGAGAUUGUGAAGUAAAGAGAGAAUAAGAACCAAAGGGAAGACAAGUUGGAAGACUUUGGAUUACCAACAACGACAACGACCAACACGAAAAGACGACGACCUGCCUGAGAUACUCAUACAGCUAAGAACAUCAGCUUCUAAGGGUCGUCCAACAUCCAAUCAGUCAAUAAUAUUAUUUUGCCAUUUUCUUCUGUUCAUUUAUUCAAAAUCCAGUACACUAACAGAUAAUACAUCAGUUUUUAAUAUUUUGACUAUCUGUACAAACAAAAAACUAUUAAAAUGUCUGUCAUAUUUCCAACUCUUACCAAUGACGAUGAGAGUACUCUUGUCAGCAGAUACGAAGUUCCAAUAAUUAAUUUCGACUGCUUGAACAGUAAUACACCGAAGGGAAUCCACACUAAACAAGUUUCUACAAAACUUGUACGAGCUUUAGCAAAAAAAGGAUUUGCUAUUAUUGUUAAUCAUGGUGUUUCUCUCAGAAAGACAAAGACUGUGUACCAAGUAUUGGAUGAUUUUUGUGGAUUACCAGAAAAGUCUCGUGCCAAAUGUGAAUGUGUUGCACCUUCUCAAAGGGGAUACAUAAAGACCGAAGAGGGACCAUCAUUGAGAGAAACGGAAUCCAGACACGAAUUCAUACUUUCCGGAAAAGAUACAAUCCUACCAGAUGAUGAACUUCCAACUUUCCGCGAUUCAGUGGAUAAUCUUGUGGAAGACUUCAAAGUACUUACAACAAGACUUCUCAUCGCUAUCGCAGUAGGAUUGGGUCAAGCGCCGGAUUACUUUUUGAGCAAGCACACCAAUCUUCUUAAUUCCGGCAAUGAUUCCUCAUUCCGAAUGAUUUGCUACUCACCCACAUACUCAAUGAAGGGUGGGGAGAUGCGCUUUGGACCAAGCUCUGAAACUGGGACCUUUUCAUUUUUUAUUUCGGACUGUGAAAGUGGCUUUGAAGUUAAGUCAAUUUAUAGUGAUCGUUGGUCACGUGUAGGAUACUUUCCUGGAGGUAUUCUCGUUUGUGCUGGCGAUACUUUGGCUAAAUGGACCAAUCAACAAAUGGUGUCAUUGAAACAUCGCGUAGUUGUACCCGAACACUGUCCACGUAGCCGCCAUACUCUUGGAUUUUGCGUUAAACCCGAUGAGAAGACCGAGGUUGAAACAUUGGACACAUCGAUCUUGAAUCCGCCUCAAGAACCGGUGCUGUGUCGUCUUCAGAAAAAAAAACGUGGCGUUUUGUCGGCGUAUCACCAUCUUCAGCGUCGAUUUCGUGAAGCUUAUGCUUCUUAAUAAUAAUUGAAAUUACAAUAAUUCCCUGGCGUGUUACUUACCAUUUUAAAUAACUAUCACGUUUAUUUCAACAAGGGAUUGCGACAAAGAACUCACUUAUUAUUAUUCUUUCGACUCUUAAAGCUGUAUUGUCAAUAUCUGAUUGUGUAGCUGAAGAGUUUUUAUUACUGCGAUUAAUAAUAAAUAGCAAUCGCAAUAGACUGAAUAGUAUAAAUUUAAUAAUCCUGCGAAUGGAUUUCUUCUUUUUUUUUUCUUGACUUUCGUGGUCUUUCGAUUAAAUAAUAAUGAUAAUAAUUUAAAUGCAUUUAAAUAUGUUGGAUUCCGUAAUAUUGAUGAUUAUUUUUCAGUAUCAAUUAGAUGAUAAUAUUAUUGAUAUAAUUAAUUUUUUUCUUUCAAUUGAAAUAGAGAUAAACGAGACCAUGAAAAAUAUAACAGAGUCGAGGAAACCGAUUCAUUGAACCGUCCAAUAAUAUCUCGUAGGUAUCUCUUUCAUUAAUUUUUCAAUAAUUAAAUUUAAUUCUUUUAAUUAUUAAUUAAAUGUCAAUAAAAAAGAAGACCACGAGAGUUUUACGUCUGUUCGUGUAAACCGUGAUAUAUAAAACGUGCACGAUUAAUCAGUCUGGCAUAUCCAGCAAUAAAUAAUAAAUUUGUACUUAAAGAUUCAGCGUAUUUAAUAAUUUUUUUUUUUUUUUUAUUUUACUCUGUGACAAAAAAAUAAUAAAACCGCUUAAAUAAAUAAAUUUAAAUUUAAAAUCAUAAACUUAUUACAUGCUACGCAAAGUAAUUAAAUAUUUGUUUUGAAUGAUUAUAAAAUAACGUCAGGGUUUAUAAAUUUUUAUACUUAAUUUGAUAUUUAAAACUCUAUGAAUAAUUAUUUUUAAUCACUAAAUUUUUUAAAUUGAUAUUAUUCAAAAUUUGUCAAUAAUAUUUUUAACUUCACAGUUG